UGCAGUGCGGCCAUGGCGCAGCCGGGGCCUGCUGCCGGUACCGGUACCGGACGGGUGGCACUGGCACUGGGGGCGGCCGGGGCCGGGCUGGGCCUGCUCUGCCUGCUCCGGACAUGGAGCACCCGCAGCGGACAACGGGAGGAACCGGCGGCGGCCGCAGGGCGAAGGAGCCACGCCAUGACCAGAGCACUGACUCCUGUGGAGGCAGGUGAUGGUGCUGUGCACAGACCUCUCCCAGGCCACGAGGAGCUGCUGGAUGUGCUGGAGCAGCUUGACUUCGUGGUGAGGAACCUGUCUGAGCUGAGGAAGGAGGUGGAGGAGCUACGGAACAGCCUGCAGAGCCUGGCUGCGGACAUCGUCUGUGAGGUCAGGUCCCACCUGGAAGAAACCCAGAAGGUUUCUCGCCGGAGACGCUUUCCCUUUCCCAGAGAAAGAAGUGAUUCCACCUGCUCCAGUUCCAUUUAUUUCACAGCCAGCUCAGGAGCAGCCAACACGGAUGAUGGGGAAAGUGAAGGAGGGUACAGCACAGCCAAUGCUGAGUCUGACUACGACAGGGAGUCUGAGAAAGACAGUGAGGAAGGGGAAGAUGAAGUGAGCUGUGAAACAGUGAGAACUGCACGACGGGAUUCCCUGGACCUGGUCAACGAGGAUGAAACCCACUUAGUCCUGGAUUCCUCACUGGAGGAAGGGCUGGAGCAGCUCCUGCAGCAGGCUGACCGCUUGCACAGUGGGGAUGAGCAGGAGAGGAGAGAGGGGUUCCAGCUGCUGCUCAACAAUAAGCUGGCGUAUGCAGAGCAGAAGGACUUCCUCUGGCGCCUGGCCCGGGCACACAGUGAUAUGUGUGAGCUCACAGACGACGCAGAUGAGAAGAGAUCCUACGCAGCUGAUGGCAAAGAAGAGCUGGAAAUUGCCUUACAGAAAGGGGCCCAGAGUGCUGAGUGCCACCAGUGGUAUGCUAUUCUCUGUGGGCAGCUGGCAGAACAUGAGAGUAUCCAGAAGCGCAUUCAAACUGGGUAUGUGUUUAAGGAACACAUCGAUAAAGCAAUUGAACUGAAACCAGAGGAUCCACAGUCCUACUAUCUUCUGGGGAGGUGGUGUUACCAGGUUUCACACCUGGGAUGGCUUGAGAAGAAGACAGCAUCUGCUCUGUUUGAAGCUCCUCCAACAGCCACUGUACAGGAUGCACUGCAGAACUUCUUACGGGUUGAGGAGCUGAGCCCAGGGUAUUCCAAGGCAGGAAGAAUGUACAUUUCCAAGUGUUACAGGGACCUGGGGAACAAAGCUGCUGCUGUUCUCUGGAUGAACCUUGCUUCUGAGCUGCCUGUUAAUACAAAAGAGGAUGCAGAGAGUGAGAGAGACCUCGAAGAGAUGCGCUCAGCCUGGGAAGAGUGAAUGUGGAAAACUCAUUCCUCUUGGUACAGCACAGACAGGAAACCCCAGUCAGGGGUUCCAUGAUCCCGACAUUCCCUUCAUGGAGGAGCCAAUGGAGUUCACAGGAAGAACCACACAGCAGGAGGAGCUCGUGGUGGGAUGUGAUGGGAUCAAACUGUGUCUGGUUCCCUUCUUCCAGCACUGACCAUGUUGGGUUUUAAACUCCUCCAAAACGUCCAAUUCCUGACAAGUGGCUUGUGUCUGUAGGUAGAAUCUGUGAUAUACAAUCAGUUGUGGUUGUAGGGAUCAUAGCUACGUGUGAGAUAUAACAAUACACCCUAAUCUGUACCUGUUUUUACCUACACAUAGAUUUUAUAUCACCAGCUCUACCCCACAGCCUGCACUGGAGGCCUCAGCGGGUGCCUGAGGAAGGCUGUGGCCACAUUGUCCUUCAGCUUGGCCCUUCUCUCCCCUUACUAACAUGGAGGGAUUGAAUCAGCUGAAAGAACUGACUCCUCUGCCUAUGCUUGGGUGAGGGCACAUCCCAAGGCUCUGUGCUUGGUGCCUUUACCAGUGUGAUGCUGCACUGGAGUCAAAUGGGCACUGAAACUGUGACUGAAGAAAGACCAUAACCAAAAACCCCAGACAAUGACUUCCAAUGAGUUGUCAGCCCCAUUCUUCCUUGCUGGGAAGAGCUUGAUGGGGGUAUCCAGAACCCACCAGUACUUCCCAGCUAUGCCUGACCUCCCUUACUGGUUUUCCCCUGCUUGCUCUAAGGAGUUAUUACUGGGGACCAAAGAGCUUUCCUUCACAAUGUGAUGUGAUAAUGUAGUCUGAAGAGAGCUGAUUUAUGGAUGGAUCACAUAGGGAAUGUGUGUGAUGCUUCCCUGUGAUGGUCUGGACCAAGGAGGUGGUACCAGGAAGGUGAAGCCACCACUGCCAUUGCCUCUGCCAGCUCCUGGUACCAAACAGCAGCAGAGAACUGCUGCUCACUGCCAUGGAUGGGGAAGCAGAACCUGUGCUCAGAGAGUUCCCUGUGUACUUAGCAAGGCUUCCUUGAUCUCCCCUUGAAUCCCAGUUGGCAGCUAACCACACACUAAUGUCUGUCACGUCUUGCCAUGCUCUGUAAUGUGUGCAGUGUAAAGGGAACUGCUGCAAGAGUAAAGCAUUUCUUGAUCCCC
This is a messenger RNA of Melopsittacus undulatus (budgerigar), 2552 nucleotides long. RefSeq names its product regulator of microtubule dynamics 3 (gene RMDN3). Gene Ontology annotation, cellular component: mitotic spindle pole; spindle microtubule; mitochondrion. The transcript has 12 exons. The record is from RefSeq and is a predicted model, not a curated record. NCBI's taxonomy places the organism in Eukaryota, Metazoa, Chordata, Aves, Psittaciformes, Psittaculidae. The coding region runs from base 13 to 1392 and encodes 459 amino acids. Gene Ontology annotation, molecular function: microtubule binding.